AUGGAUAGAGACAGAGAACCAUGGCGCGACUCAUGGCAGGGAUACUUUACACCCGACUACGCUGUUAAUCGAAACAAGUCCUCAGUCUACUACUCUCCCGGAACCGACCCUCUCAUAGCACGCACGCCUGUUGGACCAACAGCAUACCGUAUGCACCCGGGCCUAGUUUCUCUACCUCAAUCGGCAAUGGCCGAGCCAUCAACAUGGAACGACUCGUUCAGGGCCCCGAACAACCAUGAGGCCUAUGUCACCAGCAACAGACAAGGCAAUUGCUCUCUUACUGAUGCUAACAGUAUCACAAGAGGUGUUACGCCUACAGUUCACAAGCAUCCAAGCACACCAACUUUAGCCACUAAUGUACCAAAUACUACAAUCGAAGGCUUCAAAUACGGGGGCCAAUCAGCUGAAGUCUUGGACCAUCAUGGACAGGCGUUGGCCCUGGCGCAGAGUCAGAUUUAUGAAAAAAGGGCUCAGAAAAAGGCUCAAGAAGAGGCUGCAGCGCAGGCAAUACUACAACAACAACAACAGACAGACGUGAAUCAGCUGCAGGCACAGCUACAGGAGCAUGCAAAGAAGAGGAAGGAGGAGCAGUUAUAUAAGCUUCAAUGCCAACAGCCGCAAGAUGAGUACACCCAUGGACGCUUCCUGAACGAGCAGGAAAGGCUUUGGUAUUCAGAGAGAUAUAAUCAACUAUUCGAGGCUAGCUCGCAUGCGAGGUCUAAGAUCACCAAGCCAGACCGGGUCGUCGAAAGCAUUCCCGUCCGCGCGACACCACCCGAGGGGCCUACGGAUUCCCGUCCCAUGCCCAAGGCUUUCUUGUCUAAGCCAGAGGCCAUCUCAGGCUUUACCGUACGUUCUAAAGUCGAGACAGCUGAGAGAACCCCAGAGUGUCUUCCUACGUGCAAGGCUUCCAAACCUACAGUCGAGGCAAUCCCGGAGCGUAUUGUAUCUCGUGGACUUGAGACUAUCGAGGAGGCUACCAAGGCUGAAGCUGACGCCAUCUGCGACUUCCCUCCCCCACCUACCAGAUACAAGACUGCCGGGAAGACUGCACAGCCCAUGUCCACACACAAAGCUUCCAAGCCUGUAAUCAACCCUGUCAUCAUACCUUCUGGACCUGUGACGACUAUGAAGGCCGUAUCUCAAUCGCAUAUACCAAAGGCUUCCGAGAAAAAGCGAUCUACUGCACAAUGGCCGAAAUGGACUGAAGGCCAGGACUUGUCACCAAACUUCGAGUCUUUGAGUUUGGCGUCAGACAUAGAUGAGGGAUGGGAGGAGGUUGAGGGUGAGCUGAAGGAAUGGGAGAUGCUUGAGCACUAG
Pyrenophora tritici-repentis Pt-1C-BFP is the source of this 1320-nucleotide messenger RNA. RefSeq names its product Trichoplein domain containing protein. Lineage: Eukaryota; Fungi; Ascomycota; Dothideomycetes; Pleosporales; Pleosporaceae. The record is from RefSeq and is a predicted model, not a curated record.